AUUUUCUGGAUAUCGAUUUUCAAGUGGGAAAAAUUUUAAUUAUUAAAUAUAUGAAUGGACGGUUAUACCCUCUCCGAGUGCGUAGCCCUAGGCAUUUCAAAAGUUAAAGGCUGAGAUUUGUUUCUAAACAAAUCCAACGGUGUUCACAGUUUCCAGCCGCUCCUUUAUAUUCAUCCCAGACGGCGCUCUUCUCCUGUUUCCUUGCAUUCAUCCUACCGCCCUGUGUCUCUCGCGAACUCCCGUUGGGAUUUUAGGGUUCGCGAUCCAGACGGUUGCUUCUUGAUCAUCAUGGUUCUUCAAAACGACAUCGAUUUGCUCAAUCCUCCGGCUGAACUCGAGAAGAGAAAACACAAGCUCAAGCGUCUCGUACAGUCGCCCAACUCAUUCUUCAUGGACGUGAAGUGUCAGGGUUGCUUUAACAUAACGACUGUAUUCAGUCAUUCACAAACAGUCGUGGUAUGUGGGAAUUGCCAGACGGUCUUGUGCCAGCCAACUGGAGGGCGCGCUAGGCUAACAGAAGGGUGCUCCUUUAGAAGAAAGGGUGACUAAGUCCUUGUCUCAGAAUUGGCUUGCAGUAGGAUCAGGAUGGGUGGGUUUGAAUUUUGAUAUUGCAAUUGAGCACAUUUUGUCUUUGUCUCGGGUUUUCUUCGUUAUGGAUGUUGAUUAUUCAAUUUUGUUUGAGAAGAAGAGCAUUUAGGCACCGUUGUUGCAGUACAUUGAUCUUAAUGUUGUCCAUGAAACUAAGUUUUGUUUGAAGGAAUUCACAUCAAGUGUUUUUGCGAGCUCCC
This is a messenger RNA of Cucurbita pepo subsp. pepo (vegetable marrow), 788 nucleotides long. RefSeq names its product small ribosomal subunit protein eS27y. Lineage: Eukaryota; Viridiplantae; Streptophyta; Magnoliopsida; Cucurbitales; Cucurbitaceae. Gene Ontology annotation, biological process: translation. Gene Ontology annotation, cellular component: ribosome. Gene Ontology annotation, molecular function: structural constituent of ribosome. The record is from RefSeq and is a predicted model, not a curated record.